AUCUAUGUUAUUCCCCCUUCGGGCUCUCCAGUCGCCGCGUCGAAAUCCCCCGCCGCCGCAAGUCCCAGAGCCAAUUGUGUUUGUGUUUGUAGUUUGAUUCAUAAAAUUGUUCAUUCCGUUCUCUGUCGAUGUCGAUGUCUGUCUGUAUACACACGGGAGUCUGCUCUCAACGCGAUGAGUUUUUAUGCUAGGGCCUUAUUCCGCUAGUAAGUGUCAGAUAUCAAACAGGUAUGCGGACCGAGCUCUCCUCCACGUAUACACAAAUUAAAUCCAAUUAGUAUUCAAAACUAAUUUUCUACUCUCGCUCGUCGUGUGCAGGUGAACCUCGAGAGUUAUGCGAAAAGAAGUGGUGUAGUGCCUUAAGCCAUCGUCGGAUCGGGUGUGGACCUUGCAUCCUGUGUCCAAUUACCUGUCCAAUUUCUGUGCGUCAACGUAAGAGCGAAAGAAAAGCUAUCGCGGGAGAUCAGUGUGUGCAUUCAGUUGUAACGAAGUUGUGUGAUGAGUUCGGGCACGGAUGAAAUUGACCGCAGUGUCGCGGUGUCUAAUGGUGACCAGCAGCAAAACAAUGCAACGACGGCCACCAUCCAGGAGACCUCGCUGUCCCAAAGUGGGUCGACGACAGAUAGCGAUGGCCCGAAAACGACCAAUUGGGUGAAGUUCGAUGAUGACGACGGCAAGAAGGCACAAGGCGACAAGGCGGCAUCCGCCCCACCCAACGACAUCACGCCCGCUGCCGUCCUCCCAACCGAGUCUGUCCACGUGACGAUAGACGCGCGCCUACCGACAAGUCCCAAACAAGUCGCUCCGGUGAUCUCCUCGCAGCCUGCGCCGGCCACUGCCUCCCAGGGCCAGAGCCUCCCACCACCGCUAACCAACAAGACGUCCCAACCGGCCGUGAUCGACAUUCCGAAGCAAACGACGGUCAACGUGGUCCAGCCGAUCCAGUCGAUGCGCACGAUCGAACUCUCGACGGGGCGGGUUCGCGAGGGUUUCGCCAACGGCGAUGUGAUCGUGACGCUGCUGCCGACCAACACUCGCUGGCCCUGGGUGACGCCGGCGGUGUUCCGUCCGGAGCUGGUUCCCGAGGAGUUGAUGGCGCAAGGGUUGACGCUCACGGUUGAGGAAUACGUCCACGCAAUGGAGACUCUGGUGAAUGAUUACCGGUUCACGAUGUACAACAUUUGCUACAAGCGAGUUUUGGUGGUUUGGAUCUUGUUUGCAUUUGUCGUCCUGUUGGGGCUGCUGUUCUCGGGUCUGUACGGAAUAACGCUGUUUUCGCUGGGCGUCGGAUGGCUCUUCUUGAACGCGGCGGCCAUUUUCCUGUGCAUGUGGGUUAAGUUGCGUCUGGCCCGAGGGCUGGAGCGUUGCAUGGCCCGGGUCAACAAACAGUUGAUUCGUCACAAAAUUUUGCUGGCGUUGGAUGACCGAGGGCACAUCUCCUGCCACAAGGUCAACCUUUGCUUCAUGUACUUUGAGCCGUCGCAAUGCAUCAGCUAUCUGAACGAGUUUAUCGAACGAAGCGAACAGAACGGAAAUACGAUCGAACCUGGCUGGGAGAGUCGUCUGGACGUGGCUACGAACGAUAUCGUGAUUCAGGGAGCAAACACUACUCGACUGUCGAGGAAGCAGGGCAGAGCGGAGGAAAUUUUCCUGCGAUAUCUGCAGCGCUGGGGCAAAGACUACCUGCGGCGCCGGCUGGACUGGACCAUCGAGGAGAACGGCAUCGUGUCCGCGCCGAGGCACAUUCCCACUGCGUACUGUCCCUGCCAGUACGCGGAGGAGGUUCUGCUGCACAAGAAACCAAAGGAUGACCCGCGCGUUUGCUGCGCGUCGCUUCGCCAGCGAGCGCAACGAUUAGGGUUCCAGUUCUAGGGCCUAAAACCUCACACACAAAAAGAGGAAGAGAAAGGGAGCAACAGGGUUGAGAACAUGUGAAGCAUACUCGACGUACUUAAACUGCGACAUUCCCACUAACCCUAGUACAAACGUGUUUUAACAUAUUUUGUUUAUAACAAAUCAGUUAAGCUUUUAAAGACAAACCCGUAUCACAUAGUCACAGAUAACAGACGACCAGGCUAGAAAUAGUUUUAAAAACGCCUAUUAAUACGUCGUCGUGAUCGUGAUCCAUCUCGUUGCACGUCGAUGUUGAACCUUCCGCUAAAUUUGAUUUUAAUUAUAUUCAACAAUAACGUUUAAACCCCCGUGCAAUGUACAUAACUCAUCGUAGAAAAUAGUUUCGAUAUUGACACACCCUACAAGUGCGCCAACUUGCCCAAGGAAAAUUUAGUCAAGGGCGUUUUGUCACACGUGCAUGCCAGACUACUGUAUACCAGAGCUGAAAAUGUCAGGGGUCCUGACGCGAAAAUCGGCGACGCAUACACGAUUUUUUGAGAUCCAUUCACUGAACCGCAAAACCGUGACAUAAACA
Culex quinquefasciatus (southern house mosquito) is the source of this 2428-nucleotide messenger RNA. RefSeq lists its product as uncharacterized. Bases 499 to 1872 code for a protein of 457 amino acids. The transcript is spliced from 4 exons. The record is from RefSeq and is a predicted model, not a curated record. NCBI's taxonomy places the organism in Eukaryota, Metazoa, Arthropoda, Insecta, Diptera, Culicidae.